GUAAAAGUAAAGUUAAAUUUAAGUCGAAGAAAAUGAUCAAAACAAGAAAUUAGGUGGUGGGAGUGUAAUUUGCAGAAAGAAGUAAAAUUUUCCGUAGUUGGACUCUGAAGAAGUUCCAAGCCUAGUCUUUGGCAAAGCAAAACAAGUUUCCUAUCCCAAGCUGCACAGAGGAAAGAAAAACGCCUUGCAUUGAGUACAGGAUCUUCAUUCCAAUUAGAUUGGAUAUCAGCAACACAAAAAAGCCCUAAUUGGAAUAGCAGAGAGUUGAAAAUGUCGUGGUUCAAAUCAGCGAUGAGUAAAGCGGUGGAGGUUGGGAAUAAGAACAACCUGACUCGCACAGUCAAGAACUACGCCGACUCCGUUGUUCAACAAGCCGGUCAAGCUGUUUCCGAAAUCCUCCACGAUCGUAUUGGGAAUAGGAACUUCAAGAGUUUCAAACAGACGGUCAAAAGAUUGGAAGAAGCUUCUGUUUCUUGUAGGGGACCAGAGAGAGUUCAAUUGAUGAAAAGAUGGUUAGCUGUAAUUCAAGAAAUUGAAAAGAGGACCGAGGUUUCUGCUGCAGAUAAGGAAAAGAUCAACGAGCAGCAGUAUACUUCUGAAGAAACAAAAGAGACUCCAAGAAAACAAUCUCUGGUUCUCUAUUAUGAUUCAGAGAUGGGUGGUGAACCAAUGAACUUUCGUGACGUCUUUCUUUACAGUCAAGCUUUGGAGGGCAUAUCAAUAUGUAUGAUUCUUGAAGCUCCAAAUGAAGAAGAAGUCUCUCUCCUUCUUGAAUUGUUUGGAUUGUGUCUCACUGGAGGAAAAGAGGUGCACUAUGCAAUAGUCAGCAGUAUCCAGGAUCUGGCAAAAGCUUUCUCAAGCUACCAAGAUGAAGUAUUGGUAAAGCGAGAUGAGCUGCUCCAGUUUGCAGAAAAUGCUAUCACUGGUUUGAAAAUUAAUGCUGAUCUUGGGAGAAUUGAUGCUGAAGUCUCCUCGUUGAAGAAAAAACUUGGUGAAAUAAAAGCAGCGAAGGACCCAAAUGAUGAGGGUCAUGAAGUGAUGUCCCAAGAGACCGUUGCUUCAAUAGAGGCUCUGAAAGAAGCACUUGCACAUAUUCGGGUCUGCUCCAAAUUAGAAGGACUUCUACUGAAGAAAAAAGCUCUUAAAUAUGGGGACUCUCCUGAAGUCCAUGUUCAGAAGGUUGAUAAGUUAAAAGUCUUAUCUGAAUCUCUUGCUAGCUCCACCUGCAAAGCUGAAAAGAAGAUCUCAGACCACAGAAUUCAGAAAGAAGAGGCACUAAAAUUUCGUGUGGCCAAGACUAGCGAAGUUGGUGAAGUAGAGGAGGAAUUAGCGGCUGAGAUUUCUACACUGGAGAAACAACGAGAUGAGAUUGAAGCUCAAUUGAAACAGGUUAAUAUCUCAUUGGCUGCGGCUAAUGUACGCCUUCAAAAUGUCCGAGAAGAGAGGGACCAGUUCUAUGAAGCUAAUGAUCAGAUUGUUGCUCAUUUGAAAACUAGGGAAGAUGAGCUGACGAAAUCCAUUGGCUCUUGUAAAGUUGAAGGAAAUAUCCUGAGUACAUGGAUUAAUUUUUUAGAAGAUACUUGGACACUUCAGUCUUCAUUUACAGAGAGUAAAGACAAGGAUGUCAAUGUUGAACUUGAAGAGCAUGAGGUUUAUUUUGGGAACUUGGUGGUGCAACUCCUCUCUUCUUUUGAGAAAGAGUUGAGGCCUUCUAUUGAUCGCAUAGCUAAAUAUGUUGAAAACUUGAAGACUUUAGGUGAAGGGUCAGUUGUGGGAUCUGGUGGGUCAAAAUCAUUGAGUCCGAAGAAAAAUCUGGAGGAGGAAUACUUGGACUAUGAAACCAAGAUUGUGACCACCUUUAGUGUAGUUGACAACAUGAGGGAGCAGUUCUACACUCAACAACAGAAAAUCUGCAGGAAAGACGAUCCAAAAAUAAAAAAGCUAUUUGAAAGCAUUGAGAAGCUAAGAAAGGAAUUCGAAUCGAUUGAAAGACCGAAUCUGGAAAUGGAAAUCCCAGUCGAAGAGGAAGACGCUUCUUCCCAUGAAAUGGUAGAUGGUAAUAUUUCGCAUCCUUCAGAGCAGGCCAUAGAAACUGCUGUAUCAGGGGAAAAGAAGAAAAAUGAGCCGCCAUCUGCCAAAACAGAGCAGGUCCUGGACCCUGAAGCAGAGUUGGCAAAGCUAGAAUCUGAAUUUGGUAAGAUAAAUCGCGAUUACUCCGCGGAAGAGAUUGGUGACUGGGAAUUUGAUGAGCUGGAGAAAGAGUUGAAAUCUGGUGACUCAGCAACGAGCAAAUAGAUACAAACACCUAUUCAGAUAUAUUUGGUCCUUUUCUAAUAAUGUAUAAGUAGUCAUGUAUGUACGCAGGUUAAGCAACUCUUGAGAUUUAAGCUCAUAAAUUGUCCAAUUUGUUCUUUGUAGGUUGUUUCACUAAAUGCAGUUCCAUGCACUAAUUCUGUAAAUUCUCAAAGUUGGGGUUGUACAACUGCAGUUCACUAAACAAACCUGUAGGAAAUUUGUUUAGCUAUAUAGAUUGUAAACAUUCAAAUAUGUCUUCACAAUCAAAGACAUUGUUCAAACUUUGGGAA
This is a messenger RNA of Lycium barbarum (goji berry), 2585 nucleotides long. RefSeq lists its product as uncharacterized. The transcript is spliced from 18 exons. The record is from RefSeq and is a predicted model, not a curated record. Bases 271 to 2295 code for a protein of 674 amino acids. Lineage: Eukaryota; Viridiplantae; Streptophyta; Magnoliopsida; Solanales; Solanaceae.